Dermochelys coriacea (leatherback sea turtle) is the source of this 3048-nucleotide messenger RNA. It is a transcript of the gene RMDN3, whose product is annotated as regulator of microtubule dynamics 3. Lineage: Eukaryota; Metazoa; Chordata; Testudines; Dermochelyidae. Gene Ontology annotation, molecular function: microtubule binding. The record is from RefSeq and is a predicted model, not a curated record. Gene Ontology annotation, cellular component: mitotic spindle pole; cytoplasm; spindle microtubule.
UCGCCUAGUAAGGGGGAGCUGAUGACGUCAUCCCACCGCCGACACUGUGGGCCGUGCUGAGGGCAGCAAGGGGCAGCGGCUGCCUCUCCAUACGUCAUCUCCAUGCACCGGCAGCCGGGUGGCUCCUGGGCAGGGCACAUCAUGUCCAAACUGAGGGUGCCCCGUGUGGGGCUUGGGAUACUGCUGGGUGCGGCUGCUGGGAUCGGGUUCUUGUAUGUGUUCUACAAACAGAGGUGGAAAAGGCCCUGGUGGGGAGGCAGCUCCAGGCACACUCUGGUUCAGCUCAUGCAGAACUCUGUGGGGCCCCAUGAAAAUGCAGAGACUCUGGGGCUCCAUAACCAGGUUCUGCUUAUAAGACAAGCACCAGUGGAGGCUGGUGAUGGCAUUACAUACACCUCUCUCUUAACACGAGAAGAGCAGGUGGAAGUGCUGAACCGUCUGGACUUUGUGCUGAAAAACAUUAUAGAGCUAAGAAAAGAAGUGGAGGAGCUGAAGAACAGCCUGCAGAGUUUAGCUGGGGAGAUCAGUGGAGAAGUCAAAUCCCACCUGGAAGAAACCCAGAAGGUAACUCGGCGGAGGCGGUACCCAUUUCCUAGAGAGAGGAGUGAUUCCACAGGGUCCAGCUCUAUUUAUUUCACAGCCAGCUCAAAAGGGGCCAAUACAGAUGAUGGUGAAAGUGAGGGAGGGUACACCACAGCCAAUGCAGAGUCUGAUUAUGACCGAGAGUCAGAGAGAGAAAGUGAGGAAGGAGAAGACGAAGUGAGCUGUGAGACGGUGAAGGCUGCACGGAGGGAUUCACUGGACCUAGUCAAUGAGGAUGAAACUGUUUUGGUCUUUGACUCUACAAUGGAGGAAGAAUUUGGUCAGCUGUUGCAGCAAGCUGACCAGCUGCAUAGUGGGAAUAACCAGGAGAAGAGGGAAGGAUUCCAGCUGCUGCUUAAUAAUAAACUGGUGUAUGGAGACCGACAGGAUUUCCUUUGGCGCCUGGCUCGAGCAUACAGUGAUCUGUAUGAAAUCACAGAGGAUGCAGACGAAAAGAAAUCAUACGCUUCUGAUGGGAAAGAAGAGGCAGAGGCAGCCCUACAGAAAGGGGAUCGAAGUGCUGAGGGUCACCAAUGGUAUGCUAUUCUUUGUGGCCAGUUUUCAGAACAUGAAAGUAUUCAGAAGCGUAUUCAAGCUGGGUAUGUUUUUAAGGAACAUGUUGAUAAAGCAAUUGCCCUGAAACCAGAUGACCCCAAGUCUUACUAUCUUCUGGGCAGGUGGUGUUACCAGAUCGCUCAUCUGGGAUGGCUUGAAAGAAAAACUGCUUCUGCCUUGUAUGAAGAACCCCCUACAGCCACUGUCCAUGAUGCACUGCAGAACCUUUUAAAGGCUGAAAAGCUGAGCUCAGGAUUUUCCAAAGCAGGAAGGGUGUACAUUGCUAAGUGCUACAGAGACCUGGGGAAUAACUCUGCAGCUGUUCAAUGGAUGAAUCUGGCUCAGAGCUGGCCAGUUAUCACAAAUGAGGAUGAAAAACUCAAGAGGGAGAUUGAGGAGAUGCAAGGAAUCUCAGAAGAAUAACUAUUUUUUUUAAAAGCCCAGUCCUCUGAUAACUGUGACCAGUACAAAUUCCAGUCUAAAGGGUUUCACAAUCCAGAUAAUCUUGGAUUGGGCUUCAUGGGCAAAUCACAGAUCUUACAAGGAACAAACCAAACUGCAGUUUCAACAGCACUUCCCUGAGGAGUUAAAUCUUGGCAGAGACUCACCGGACUAAACUCUAAUUCUGUUCAUCUGCCUGCCUGUUACACCAGAUAUAGUCUAAUGAAUCCAGCGCUUGACCUGUUCAGUGCAGCAGCCAUCAACUUGAUUGGAUUUUAGUUUUCCUCUAUGCCUUUGAUUUUAACAUUCAUCCACCUACACUUCCCAAGAAGUAUUUAUAGCUCAACUUCCACCAGGAGAGGACCUAAACAUGUGAAGUUCAAGUUGUGAUGGGAUUCUGUGCUCUAUUUAAUAAAAUGUCAGCGGCAUGGUUCUAGUGUGUCAUGAGGGCAGGGAAUCAACAGCCACCCUUAGCUAUGCCUAUAUUUCUUAGUAGUUGGUGACAACCAUUGCUAAUAGGCAGAGCUGAGAAUGUCAGUCUUUCCUUACUGCUGAUCUCUUUGAUUGCUCAUGGCUUUUUCAGCAUAAUACCAAAGGCAAGAGUUCUGCUCAGCCCCUCCUCAUCUCCCUUUGAAAACAAUCGGUGAUCCUGUUGUCUCUUUGCAAAUUCAUCUGACUAGUUAGUGGUUUUAGUCAUCAAGGUAAAAUCAGCAAUACUCAUUAGCAUAUGUAUAGGAGGUUAACAUCAUGGGACCAGUGCAUCUGCUUUCAGAGACGUUUUUCAGAAAUAAGAAUUUAUGUUAAAGAAACAUAUCACUGCCAUAAAAGACAAGUGAUUAAAAUCUUAAAUUUGGAACACAAACUGGAUUUUCUUCACUCAUCAAAAAUGCUAAUCUUUUAAUCCAAGUGGACACUUUCAGAUUCCUUAAUUGUGAAAGAUUGUCUUCUGCAGUCAUCUAAACCUUACCUACUUGAUGUAAAUAAAGAAGUUUAGGAGUUGCAGAGGCUGUUCAUUAUCUUUAUGAAGCACUUGGGGCACAAAGGGAGGAACCACGUGACAAAAUUGACAGUUCAGCACAGUGUCUUUCCACCUCAUUCUGCAAGCUAACAAAUUCAAAGUAUAAUCAAAAUGACACUUGGGGUGGGGUGGAGAAUCAAGGUAACCACUAAUAUUUGUUCCAAUCAGUUCCAAAUAGCAGAAAGUUUGUUUGUUUUGUUUUUUUGUUUUCUCCUCUAACACUUUUUUUUCCAGAGGACAACACAACUCACCUUGUUCUAUGCACAGUGAUUUGUCCCAGGAAUCUAACUGGGCUUCCUCUUACCUUUUAAAUUUUGUAUUUUAGCUGGUAGCUAUCUGUGUGUGGACAUUAAACACUUUAUUACAUGUUGUAUAAUAUCAUGUCUGAUUUGCUGUAGAGUGGGAUUACAAAACCAAACAUUUAAGCUAAUUACACACCAUCUAAUAGAAAA